Anarrhichthys ocellatus (wolf-eel) is the source of this 4069-nucleotide messenger RNA. RefSeq names its product TCDD-inducible poly(ADP-ribose) polymerase (gene tiparp). NCBI's taxonomy places the organism in Eukaryota, Metazoa, Chordata, Actinopteri, Perciformes, Anarhichadidae. Gene Ontology annotation, cellular component: nucleus. The transcript has 7 exons. Gene Ontology annotation, molecular function: NAD+ poly-ADP-ribosyltransferase activity; zinc ion binding. The record is from RefSeq and is a predicted model, not a curated record. Bases 412 to 2499 code for a protein of 695 amino acids.
UGGUUGUGCGGAGCCGGGAGGCAGGCAGAGCUCGCCACAGCUGUGCUUCGCCCUUUGUCGGUCUCUGCUCCUCGCCUGCGCCUUUUCUAUCCGGUAGAAGGAUACAAAGAGAGGGGCGACAGACAGCAUGAAAUAGAGACCGAGCAUGAGAGCGGCGGGGGCAGCAGAGGGACACGAGAAAACCUAACCGGACUAAAGUCUAGUCCAGACACGGAUACUAAUAUCUCCAGACUGGAUACGGAGCUCCGCCGAUGUACGCACUGGAUACCUACCAAAGAGUGUCGAGACCAGGGGGAGAGGGGCGGACUUUAUCGCGCAGGACUGUCGGGGUUUUAGGAGGGCAUCGUGGAUAAAACUUUGCACAUUCUCCAGAAAUCCACAGACGGUGUACCGACUGGGAUCUCCCUGGAUAUGAGUUUAAAUAUGGACGAAGGGGAAGACUUCACGGAACAGCGGAUAGUGGGUCUCCCGGACAAAAUACCUCUGGUGAAACCUUUUUUCAAAAAGAAGCAGAGGAAAUUGGAUGCCAAAUGCCUCCACCGUGCCCUGGGGGACCCCAUACUGACCACUUUACUGAGCACGGAUGCACUGGUCUCCGGGGAUGGGGUGUUUGUUCCCCGGAGCCAGCCGGGCAGGACUCCGGGCAACCUGUGCGCGGCGGUCGUGGUGAAACAGAACUGUAUGGGCCAAGUGUGUCUCAAAGACCCGGGAGCCGCUGGAGACACCGCGGCUGGGGCCGGAGUACCGGGGCUGUUGACCCGAGACGGUGAUGUGGAAAUAGCCGAUACUACUGCGGAGCUGGAGGAGACCGAGCGGCGAGGGGAGCGACCCAAGAUCGCGGAUCCUACUAGCCCUGACAGCCGCUGCUUUCAGCCGAAACCUGGCUUCAGGGCGGCCGGCAGCACGGUGACAAUAACGGCCCCCGGCAGAGAUAUACCUCCCACAGUUGCACCCCAGGCUCUCCACCAGGAGGGGAGCAUCAAAAGCAAUGACCUCUUAACCUCUGGGUCUAAAAACCCUCCAGUGAAAGACUGCACCGGUGUCCCGGGCCCCCUUCCCCUCCUCCUGCAGCCCGACAAAAGAGUGCUAUUUCAGGAUAAAAGUGAAGAGGCCUCCUUGGACUUGGUUUUUGAGCUUCUCACACAGCUCCAGUAUCACACACACCAGUCGGACUCAGUGGACAUUUGCGUGGAUUUCCUCCAAGGACUGUGUGUGUACGGCAAUGACUGUGCCCACCACCACACUGUCCUACCCUACUACUGGCAGAUCCGCAGGAGCAGUACUCAGACGUGGCAGAGCAUAGCGGACGACUCCCAGGAACAGCUGGAGAGACUGUACUGCAACCCGGACAAUGAGCAAGUCAGGCUCAAGUUUCAGGGUCGUGUGUUUUCCCUAGACUUCGGGGCGAUGCGAGUGUGUGACCUGGAAUUCGACCGCGUCCGACGACUGACAACUCCCGCCAGCCCUCUACCCAUGCCCACAACGAACCUAAACCCCACCCCCAGCUGUCACACGGUGUGGAAGUACUACUGCAGAGACAACUUUGGCUGGAGGGAAUACUCCGAGCCGGUGGUCAAGCUCAUAGAGGAGGCCAGUUCGAGGGGUCUUAAGGAGGUGCGAUUCAUUACGCUCCAGAACCAGUAUAUCCUCAACAUCAGGGAGGGCUUCCAGCAGAAUGCCGUCUUCGGGUUCAGGCGUCAGAUCAAGAAGCGGCCCACGUUCAUGUCCUCUGUGAUGCUUACACCCCUCCUACAGACUUUGAGCGGCCUCUCUUCAUCCCCCCUCCCCUGUUCCUCCUCCUCCUCCUUGUCCAUGGAUCUCACUCUGUCGCAUCCCCUCUCGCCGACCACCACCAACCCACCCAGCCUUUUCCCAGAAACAUGGUUGCCCAUGACUAUGAGCCAGGACUUCCUGCAGGUGCCGGUGUCACGUGAAGACCGCAGCUACCGGACGGUGUACAGCCUUUUCCACAAGACGGUGUCGGAGACCAAGUUUAGGAUCCUCAAGAUCCAGCGUGUGCAGAACCCGUUCCUCUGGGAGAAGUACAAGAGGAAGAAGGAGUACAUGUCGCGGCGUAUGUCAGAGAUGGACCGGCUGCUGAGCGAGCGCCACCUCUUCCACGGCACCUCGGCCGACGUGGUGGAGGGCAUCUGCAAGCACAACUUCGACCCCCGAGUCUGCGGCAAACACGCCACCAUGUUUGGCCAGGGCUCCUACUUUGCCCGCAAGGCAGUCUACUCCCACAACUUCUCCAAGCGCUCGCCCAAAGGAGUCCACUGCAUGUUCCUGGCCAAAGUCCUCACUGGCAGGUUUACUGUAGGAAAUCCCUCCAUGCGGCGACCUCCACCCAUCAACCUCCGUGACCCCUCCAGUGACCUUUAUGACUCCUGUGUGGACAACUGGGUGGACCCCCAGAUCUAUGUCAUCUUCAACGAUGACCAGAGCUACCCCUACUUUAUCAUUCACUACGAGGAGGUACCCAGCACUGUCGCCGUUUGAGCCCUGGACCAGACCUGGGUCUGCCGGUAUUUGCAAACUCGUAGCUUGUUUUAGUCUGUGAAGGUGCCAGAUGUGUGGAGUUUGCCACUUAAGGUGAAAAAAGGAACAGUUUAGGCCAAUAACGAGCUGAAAUCUAGACUCACUUUGCCAGACUAAACUUCACCCAUCUGCUGCUCCGAACAGCUUAAAACAGAGAUGUUUGCAAAUACUAAAUGAUUUAAGUCUGCAGUCGGCUGGAUCCAACCAGACUGGACCGCAGCAAAGAACAGACUGGUCUAGACCGGAUUAAACUGGACAAAACUGGACCAGCAAAGGACACCUGUCUCAUCCAGUGUUCAGAGGUGGAUGACAACUGACAUCAACAGCUGCGACUACAACUGACUUGACUGGACUCGUAUACCACGCUUUGUUAUCUAGUAGGAUCAGGAGCCUAGUGAUGAUCACAACAGGAUUUUAUCUACCUUAUUGAUCUGGAGCAGAUGCAGGAGAAACCAAACCGAGUCCUCUUAUCGUUUUGACUUAGUCAUAUGGCUGUACAUGGACUCAGUUCCACACCAGGACAAAUGCUGCGGUAGACCGUUAGCGUCCUGCCAGUACUUUGAAUGACCAACUGGCCGUAUUUUGUUCUGAGGAAGCAGCAACCAACCAAUCAGACACUUCCAUAGAGAAACCAUGGCGACACUGACCCCCGUCAUUCUCUUACAAAAAUCAUCGUGUUUACCCAGCCUCCGGCCCUAAUAGGGUUUUUUGUUUUUUUUUUUCAAGUUUUUGUGCUGCGUGUUUGAAUCUUUUAAUUUAGUGCAAAUGAAUCUUGUGGCCUCUUCAAACAGACAAAUGACGUGAGUUUCAGCGGGACUUUUACGAAUGGACAUCCACAGAAAACCUCCCGGCAGAGGUUUCACAUGAAGCCAGUGCUGUGCCCGGUUGGCGUUUUUGCCUUUGCGCCCACCACUUUAGUUCCUUGCGGGGGGAUUGCAGCGUGUACAGUUUCAUGCUGAGACUCGGCGGCGCUGUAGCGUUUCGUCAACAAAUCCCCCCCCCCCCCCCGAAACUCAUCUCUCUUGGACCGCUCUCUCUCUCUCUGAGAGACAGUAGACAUGUUUUAAUGAGACAAACUGUACAGACGUUCUCUUUGUUUAUAUUUGAACUGUGUGCCUUUUGUUCAUAAACAAAUUUAUUUAUGUUAGUUUAAUGUAACAUUGAUUAAAUAAAGAAUCUAAAAGAAAAAAAAAGACCAAUUGGUGAACUUGUGCUUUAUUUAAAUCAGUUAUGAAGCUGUAACCUCCACAUUCCUGUAAACAUUAGACCAAUCGGUACUCUCUCAAGGUGUUGUCUGUAGAGGGAGCAGAAGGAGACUUCAUUCACUACAAACGUAUUUAGAGAAUGCAGAAAUAUAUCUAUUGUGAUCCCAGUUGUUUCUGAAAAGAGUGAGAUGAGAAGAGUGAUACAAUUACCAAACCGCUGGUCUCAAUAUGAGCUACGUGAUGUUUUACGGUCAGCGGUUUUGAGGCGUUCAUCUGAUUAUUUGUUCUCUGGGUCUGGGUCCAGUGGUAUUAAAGGCAGAAAAGAA